Messenger RNA from Protopolystoma xenopodis, 477 nucleotides. NCBI's taxonomy places the organism in Eukaryota, Metazoa, Platyhelminthes, Monogenea, Polystomatidea, Polystomatidae. The record is from the annotation of a GenBank genome assembly.
CUAUUAAAGACGUCUCGUGAUGAAGACUGGAAUAUCGGAAAUAUUGUGCACACCUUGAUUAACCGACGCCACGGAGAGAAGGCGAUUGCUUAUGCGGAGUGCCAUGAUCAGGCUUUGGUAGGAGAUAAAACAAUUUCGUUCUGGCUUAUGGAUAAAGAUAUGUACACACAUAUGAGCACGUUGAGUCCACCAAAUCUCACCAUAGAUCGAGGUAUUGCACUACACAAAAUGAUCCGCUUCAUUACUCAUACCCUGGGUGGAGAAGGUUACCUCAACUUUAUUGGCAACGAAUUUGGUCAUCCUGAAUGGCUCGACUUUCCCAGAGCUGGCAACAACAACAGUUACUAUUACGCCCGACGUCAGUGGAAUCUAGUUGAUGAUCGAACACUCAAAUAUCAGUAUCUCAACAACUGGGACAGAUCCAUGAAUCAGCUUGAGGAGAAAUACGGUUGGCUUAGUUCUCCACAGGUAAUAUAG